Malania oleifera is the source of this 1588-nucleotide messenger RNA. RefSeq names its product dof zinc finger protein DOF5.6. Gene Ontology annotation, molecular function: DNA-binding transcription factor activity; DNA binding. The record is from RefSeq and is a predicted model, not a curated record. The coding region runs from base 210 to 1217 and encodes 335 amino acids. NCBI's taxonomy places the organism in Eukaryota, Viridiplantae, Streptophyta, Magnoliopsida, Santalales, Ximeniaceae. The transcript is spliced from 2 exons. Gene Ontology annotation, biological process: regulation of DNA-templated transcription.
AUUCUCUCUCCCAUUCCUCCCCACCUCCUCCUCUCUCUCUCUCUCUCUAAAGACUAGUAGUUUUCAGUGGCAGUGGAGGAGCGUUGAUAAUUGAAAUGGAGUGUUACUGAAGAGAAAAAAGGUUAAUUAAUUGACCUCAGCUUGCUAUUCUCUCUCUCUCUCUCUCUCUCUCUCUCUCUGGAGACUUGUGUGUGGGAGUAGUUUGAUUAAUGGGCGUGACCUCUCUGCAAGUGUGCAUGGAUUCAUCCGACUGGCUACAGGGUGUGAUGAACGAGGACACUGGAAUGGAUUCCUCACAUUCCUCCCCAGCUUCCGGAGAGCUGCUGACGUGUACAAGGCCGCCGCCGCCGGCUGCGGGGCUGAUGGAGAGGCGGCUGCGACCUCAACACGACCAAGCCCUAAAAUGCCCACGCUGUGACUCCACCCACACCAAGUUCUGCUACUAUAACAACUACAGCCUCUCCCAGCCUCGCUACUUCUGCAAGACCUGCCGCCGCUACUGGACCAAAGGCGGCACCCUCCGCAACAUCCCCGUCGGCGGCGGCUGCCGUAAGAACAAAAAAUCCUCCUCCUCCUCCUCGGCCGCCAAAAAAUCCACCUCCAUUAACCACCAAAUUAACGGCGCCGGAUCGAACACACCGCCCUCGCUACUGUUGACCUCCCACGCUCCCACCGAUCUCCACCUGUCCUUCCCCGCCGACGCGCAGCUUUCCCACCUCACCACUAGCCUCCUCGGGAACCCACCAGCGAAGCCCUUGGAUUUAGCGGACAGCAAGUUUGAGGGGAUCAAUUUCAUGGGUCAGGACGAAAUGGGCAUGGUGGGCGAGUUCGGAGAGCACAUUGGUUCUUCUCACGGGUUCGGAUCCAAUUUCAACGUAGAUAAUUUUCACGGGUUGUGCUCGUCAUCGACGUCUCCGUUUGGGAUUUCUUUGGAUGGGAGUAAUUAUAAUUAUAACUACGGUGGAACGACAUCGUCUUUGCUGGAUACUUGUCAGAGGUUAAUGCUCCCCUACGAAGGAUACGAUGAUCAUCACCAUCAUGAAGAUCAUGAUCAGAAUGCUCAUGGGCAUGAGAUCGACGUGAAGCCAAACGCCGGGAAGAUCCUGGCCCUUGAUUGGCAUGAACAGGGGAAGGAUCAUUCCUUUGGGUGUCUGGGAUCGUGGGGGGCUGGAAUGAUGAACCCUUACGGACCAUCCACGACAAACCCAUUAGUCUGAUUAAUUAAUGGAAUGGUUUUGAGAUGAUCUGCGCCGGCGGGUAGCUGGCCGGGGGUUUCUUUCCGGGAAGGUGGUCUUGAAUAUUUUUUAAAGAGAUUUGACGAUCAUCAUAUCAACAGAAUGUGAAUGGAGGGACGAGAGUCCAAAAAUGACUACCUAUAGCUUAAUUAAUUAUAAUUACUAUUGUUUUCUUUUUCAUUUUUUUGUUGUUAAUUUGUAAUUUUAGGCUUGUUUGGGGGGGGGGGGGGGGGGGGGGGCUUGUGCUGUGUCGGGGAAUUGAAGGAGUUCAGAGGCUGUAGGGAUUUUGUUGUGACCGAGAAAGAUAUAACUGGUUUUUUUUUCCGUUGUCUAUAAGUACAAAAAGAGAAUUC